GUGAGACAUCUCUGCUCUGCCUGCUCUGGAUGUGACCACAGGCUCUGACUCUACCACACUGGACUCUGCUGUUGACGUGCAGGCCGGGGAUAAAUAUUGGUGACGCACUCAGGCUGUGCUGUAAUCUGGCAGUGAGUUGAAGCAGCUGCUCGCCCACAACAUGGCUGGCAAAAGCAUUCCAAGCUUUCAGGCAGCUGACCUGGUGUUCCAGCUGUUAUCCAGCUCCAACCGAGAGACCACAGCCGAUGCGUCGACCUUUGGAACCUGCUUCACUGACCACAUGCUGACCAUAGAGUGGAGUGUGACUGAGGGCUGGCAGCCUCCGCUCAUCAAGCCCUUCGAGAACCUGUCGCUCCACCCGGCCUGUUCGUCACUGCACUACGGCAUCCAGCUGUUUGAGGGGUUGAAGGCGUACCGUGGCGAUGACAACCGGCUGCGCAUCUUCAGGCCGAUGCUCAACAUGCAACGCAUGGCCCACUCCGCCAAAAGAGCCUGUCUGCCCGCUUUUGACCAGUCAGAGUUGCUGGAGUGCAUCAGGCGACUGGUAGAGAUCGAGCAGGACUGGGUCCCUCACUCCAGCCAGGCCAGUCUGUACAUUAGACCAACGUUUAUCAGCACUGAGCCGACUCUUGGAAUAAAGAGUCCGACCCGUGCCCUGCUGUAUGUGAUCUUGUCUCCUGGUCGCCCCUACUUCGCCAAUGGGGGAAAGACCGUCUCCUUGUGGGCUGACCCAAAGUACACAAGGGCCUGGAUUGGAGGAACUGGAGACUGCAAGAUGGGAGGGAACUACGGGGGCAGCCUGUUUGCCCAGUACGAAGCAGUGCAUUAUGGGUGUGAGCAGGUGCUGUGGCUGUACGGAGAGGACCACAAGAUCACUGAGGCGGGAACCAUGAACAUCUUUCUGCUCUGGAUCAACGAGGACGGGGAGGAGGAGCUUUCAACUCCGCCUCUUGAUGGCCUCAUCCUCCCAGGCGUAACCCGGCAGAGCAUCCUGGACAUAAGCAGGAAAUGGGAUGAGUUCAAGGUGACGGAGCGCUACCUGACCAUGGCCCAGUUCUGCUCUGCCCUGAAGCAGCAGCGGGUCAAAGAACUGUUUGGCUCCGGCACUGCCUGCAUGAUCUGCCCUGUAGGACACAUUCUUUACCAGGGAGAGAACCUGCACAUUCCCAAUCAGGAGAAAAGCUCACUGUUGACUACACGCUUAACGAAAGAACUACAAGAUAUACAGUAUGGCCGGACAGCCAGUGACUGGACUCUCCUGGUGUAGCACGGACAAAGGAGCCUGGCACACACACCGGUGCACAAGGACCAACAUGUGUACAGAAACACAUAUGGUUACAAAACAACCAAAGAAAGACAGUAACAAGCAAACAAUGUUGGUGCAACAUUUGUGGUAUCGCUGCAACAUGCUGAGGAGCCCCAGUUGUAGCCCAAAUGUCCCAGCAGUUUGUCACACAACUUUAUCUCCUUUAAACUUAAAUUAACCACAAAAACAACACAACUGUCACAACAAUAAUCAACAAAAGCAGGGACGUUUCUCAUGCAACAGUGCACAACAACUUACAGAGACUUGUUCUGCUGCUUUUCGCCUCAUUUCCCAACCAACAUCCAGGAACUUAGCUUUGAAACAACAUGAAAGAGAAAGAUAUCAGAACAUGCAGAGAUAUUAGGAGUUACAGAGGAUUUCAUUUGACUUGUGUCAGAGUUACAAAACAACUAUAGAGCGGACUUCAAUAAAGUGUUCUCAAGUUUCUCAAAGUUUCUAACGGAUCCUUACAUUUUUUUAAAGAGUGUUAGGAGGUACAUUUAUAUUUGGUUACUUUGUGCUGCACCUUAGUCAUUUUGCUUCAUAUCACUCGGCAGUUUUCUUUAUUUGUAUCCAUUCAUGGUCCUUUCUUAUAACGUUUUUCGUGAUGGUGAUUUAUACAGUUACAUUUUGUUUAAUCUGUAAAUAAAUGUGUAAAGAAACUGACAUUUUUCUUGUCAUCGAAUUUUUGUUCGAUGACAAGACUUCCAGGAAUGUCACGGCCAGCGAGAACGAGUCCGGCUCAUAACCCCCAUAAAACAGCAACCUGUCAUUUAGA
Messenger RNA from Platichthys flesus (European flounder), 2084 nucleotides. RefSeq names its product branched chain amino-acid transaminase 1, cytosolic (gene bcat1). Lineage: Eukaryota; Metazoa; Chordata; Actinopteri; Pleuronectiformes; Pleuronectidae. Gene Ontology annotation, molecular function: branched-chain-amino-acid:2-oxoglutarate transaminase activity. The record is from RefSeq and is a predicted model, not a curated record. The transcript has 11 exons. The coding region runs from base 161 to 1267 and encodes 368 amino acids. Gene Ontology annotation, biological process: L-leucine biosynthetic process; L-valine biosynthetic process. Gene Ontology annotation, cellular component: mitochondrion.